Molecule: messenger RNA, 945 nt
Organism: Ophidiomyces ophidiicola
Lineage: Eukaryota; Fungi; Ascomycota; Eurotiomycetes; Onygenales; Onygenaceae
Exons: 1
Coding region: 1-945 (314 amino acids)
Molecular function (GO): 4-hydroxy-tetrahydrodipicolinate synthase activity
Source: RefSeq, a predicted model, not a curated record
AUGGCUGUCCCCCGCGUCCCGCCCGCCGGCGUGUGGUGCCCCGCCGUGACCUUCUUCGACCAGUACUCCGAUACCGUCGACCUCGCCGCCCAGGCCCGGUUCUUCACCUACCUGUCGCGCUCGGGGCUCACCGGCCUCGUCGUCCUCGGCACCACCUCCGAGGCCUUCCUCCUGACUCGUGAAGAGCGCGCCCAGGUCAUCAAGACCGCCCGCGACGCCGUGGGCCCCGACUUCCCGCUCAUGGCCGGCGUCGGCGGCCAUUCCACCAAGCAGGUCCUCGAGCACAUCGAGGACGCCCAGCAGGCCGGCGCCAACUACGCCCUGGUGCUGCCCGCCGCGUACUUUGGCAAGGCCACCACCCGCUCCGUCAUCAGCACCUUCUACGACUACAUCUCGUGCACCUCGCCGCUGCCCGUGGUCAUCUACAACUUCCCCGCCGUGUGCAAUGGCAUCGACAUGGACUCCGAGCACAUCACCGAGAUGGCCCUCCGCGACCCCAACAUUGUCGGCGUGAAGCUGUCGUGCGGCAGCGCCGGGAAGAUCCCGCGCCUCGCCGCCGAGCUGCUGCCUGAAGACUUCUCCAUCUUCGCGGGCCAGUCCGACUUUCUGAUUGCCGGACUCAGCGUGGGCUCCGCCGGGUGUAUUGCUGCCUUCGCCAACGUGUUUCCCAAGACGGUCGCGAAGAUAUACGAGCUGUACAAAGCUGGCCAAAUCAAGGAGGCCCUGGAGCUGCAUCAGAAGGCGGCCCUGGCCGAGUCGCCGUGUAAGUAUGGCAUCGCGACCACCAAGUAUGCAGCGGCUCUCUACGCCGCCAAGGCGGCGGGCAUUGACGACGCCGAGGUCAAGCUGCUGCCGCGGCGGCCGUACGAGCCACCGACUGGCGAGCAGAAGGAAGAUGUUCGGAGUAUGAUGGCGGAGAUUGCAGGUAUCGAAGCUGGGUUAUAA